AUGGGAGAUGCUGUUCAUUUGAGUCAUGAAGAAAGGAAACACUUGAUUCAAGCUGCCCGAGUUGCUCUGGAUGAGAUCGAUUUACAUGAUAUACCGAUUGUAGCAGGAACUGGAGCAUCGAGUACUCGCGAGUCGAUAAAGCUUUGUAUCGAUGCCUCGAAGGCCGGAGCGGACUAUGUCAUGGUAAUACCGCCUGGAUAUUACGCAGGUACAAUGCUUUCAAACAUUGGCUCGGUCAAGAGGUUUUUCAUGGAUAUCGCACAGGCAUCCCCUGUUCCAGUAAUCAUUUAUAACUUUCCGGCAGUCUCAGGAGGAAUUGACAUGGACAGCGAUUUGAUUGUUGACAUAAUUAGAUCAUCACCCAACAUCUGUGGAGUGAAGCUGACAUGCGGAAAUGUUGGAAAGUUGACAAGAAUCAUGGGUCAAGUAUCCACUGCAGACUUCCAGAAAAGAUAUCCACGUUCUUGCACCAGUCCAUUCCGGGCCAUCAAUGGGUUCAUCGACUUCCUUCUCCCUUCAAUUUCGGUGGGAUCUUCAGGUGCAAUUAGUGGAUUGCCAAAUAUCGCCCCUAAAUCGUGCGUGAGAUUGUGGGAUCUGAGCCAAAGCUCUACCACCGCCAAAGAAGCAGCCGAGCUUCAACAUAUGAUUGCUCUUGCCGAUGGAGUAGCCCUCAAAAUUGGUAUUGCGGGGAUGAAACUCCUGCUGCAUCGCAAAUAUGGCUACAGCGAGAAGCCACGUCUGCCAUUAUUACCUAUGGAAGAAACUGCAGCGGAUGUCCUAAACAGUCCAUUCCUGACUGAACUUUUGAUACUGGAAGGCAAACUAUAA
Messenger RNA from Penicillium malachiteum, 828 nucleotides. Its product is annotated as dihydrodipicolinate synthase family protein. NCBI's taxonomy places the organism in Eukaryota, Fungi, Ascomycota, Eurotiomycetes, Eurotiales, Aspergillaceae. Bases 1 to 828 code for a protein of 275 amino acids. Gene Ontology annotation, molecular function: 4-hydroxy-tetrahydrodipicolinate synthase activity. The record is from RefSeq and is a predicted model, not a curated record. The transcript has 6 exons.